Molecule: messenger RNA, 655 nt
Organism: Helianthus annuus (common sunflower)
Lineage: Eukaryota; Viridiplantae; Streptophyta; Magnoliopsida; Asterales; Asteraceae
Exons: 4
Coding region: 14-577 (187 amino acids)
Source: RefSeq, a predicted model, not a curated record
UAGGGCUGUGCUUAUGAAGCGGUACUCUGACCGCAAGUACGAUGCUAAAAAAUUAUUUAAGAGCAAGGGAGGUUACAAUGAUCUUGAGAGUGCAAGGGCAUUCCAUCCCAAGGAUAUGCCCUAUGAUAACUGGUUGAGAACCAUCGAAGGUUUCCGGGAAGAAAAAUAUAUUAAAAGAAGCAAGGCCAACACACUAGUACGCGAGAAACAACAAUUCCCAUACCGUGGGGGACAUCUUCGUACGGUAGCACCGCCUAUAAAAAUGAUAUGGAUUGGGUACCUACGUAUGCUAAAACCCACACGGACAAUCAAGGGAAUUGGGUUGAUCCGGUUGCUGAACAAAAUUACCGGAACAUACAACAUGCCACUAGUGAAUGGAGCGGUGAGGGUCCGCCAAUUGCCCCGUAUCAGGAAGCGUUGGGUGAGCGGCGAGGAUGGUACCGUGGGAUGGGGCCUAAACCUUCUUCCAACACGUCCUCGCACUCGUCAUCUAACAUGUCGUCUUCGCAAGCUCGGACGCAAGAACCCUUUUCCGAGGAUUUUGUUAACAGCUUGUUCCAAACCCCGUCAUUUUUGAACCAACUUAACAACUAUCUUGCUUCACAAGGAAAAGGAAAAGGAAAGUCAAAAGACUACGAUUCUGACAAUCUAUUCG